This is a messenger RNA of Hemicordylus capensis (graceful crag lizard), 5617 nucleotides long. RefSeq names its product acyl-coenzyme A synthetase ACSM3, mitochondrial-like. Gene Ontology annotation, biological process: fatty acid biosynthetic process; acyl-CoA metabolic process. The record is from RefSeq and is a predicted model, not a curated record. Gene Ontology annotation, molecular function: fatty acid ligase activity; fatty-acyl-CoA synthase activity. The transcript is spliced from 18 exons. The coding region runs from base 3414 to 5363 and encodes 649 amino acids. Gene Ontology annotation, cellular component: mitochondrial matrix. Lineage: Eukaryota; Metazoa; Chordata; Lepidosauria; Squamata; Cordylidae.
CCGGGGGAAAGGAACGACACAGAGAGGGCAGGCAUGCGCAGGGGUGCCAACCUGCCGCCCAAGCCCCGCGGGGGGUGGGGAUUCAGGCGGGCUCUCCGCGCUCCUCCCCCCACUCCCCCCGCGCGCCCCGGGGAGCCGAGUCCACCUCCCUGAUUGGCUGGCGGGGCGCCAGGAGGCGGCAUCCUGACCUGAAUUGGCGGGCUGCUUAAGCGCCUCGCGAGUGGCGGCGACGCCUGCAGGAGCCGCAGCCCCAGCGCGCCCCAUGGGGGGAGGCAGCCGAGGAGGGGGCUGGCGCCGUAGCUGCAGCGCCCGGCGCCCCCCCAGCCAGGGCUCCGGAGAGGUCCUGGUGGUGGUGGAGGGAGAGGAAUGGGGGGGGGGGCUUCAAGCAAGCCCCACAUUGCCACUACUUCGCUAAUGAAGAGCCUCCGAGGAGAAGCCCGCCCGAAGACGGAGGCAGUCGCUUUCCUUCCAGUUCCACCCCGCCCAGAAAUUCUAGUCUGAGGAAAGGAGGGCUCCAUGCCCAGCAGCGGGCGGCUUCCCCCUCAGAAUUACAAGAAGAAUAGUUCAUAAAUCAUAACUGCUGCAUAACCCCAAGCUUUCUUCUAGUCCUCUGAGGGAAGAAGGGUUCUAGGCCCAGCCUUGGCUUCUUUACCUCACCCACCAAAGUUCCCUGAGGAGAGGCAGCUGUCUCCAAGACAGGGCUCCAUGCCCAGCCGUGGCUUUCACCUCACCAAAAGGAUGAUGCUGAUAAUAAUAAUAAGUCUCUGUUACCUCAGGAAAAGGAGGAAACCCCUUCAGCCAUGCUACUCAGCCAGGAUGUGGCCUUUUAAAAGAAUACCUUGUGAGAGAAUGGUGGGAAUAUGGUCUUCAAGACCCCUGCCAAAAACCAGUUUCUGAGGGGAAAGGAAGUUUCUGAGUAGGGAGUUCAUCUCUCUGCUUGGCUUCAUCUUGUGCAAAGAAUAUCUAAGGGGAAAGGAGGUUUCUGAGUGGGGAGUUCACCUCUGCUUGGGCUUCCUUCAUCUUGCCAAAGGAACUCCAACAAACCCCUUCGGAGGAUGCUGCAGCUGUGCUGACGUGAACAAAUUUCAUUUGUAGCAUUUGUCUGCCGCGGGCAACACGCCACAGAUUCUCCCCGACCUCAGAACACUGGGGCGCCACAGUCUUCUGCAUCACGGUGAAAACCUGUCCACUCUUAGAGCGUUCUUGCUCUGUGCAUACAAAUGCUGGAACUAUGGACGGCGUAGGGCAGGACUUCUGAGUGCAACGGCACAGGGGCUGUAGCAGGAAAUUCCCUGAGGCCAGGGGCUGCUGUGCAACUACAGACUGGCCCUUUUAGUCUGAGAAAACUGGGUGCGACUUGAGGCUGUCCAAAGAAACCAGAGGCUCCUUUAUUCUCCCAACAGUAGUGUAAGGCAGCAUAAUUCCUAAGCUGAGCAGCUGGCUUGAAUGGAACACCCUCCCUGCACAUGAGAAGCUUCAGGCUUCCAGAUACUCGCAACACCUUGCUGAGGCAGCAUCACCUCUAAUCUGUGGAACAUGCUCCAUGCAUGUGGGAAGCUUCAGGCUUCUUUAUUCUCCCAACAGGCAGCAUAAUUCCUAAGCUGAGCGGCUGGCUUGAAUGGAACACCCUCCCUGUGCAUGAGAAGCUUCAGGCGUCCAGAUACUCACAACACCUUGCUGAGGCAGCAUCACCUCUAAUUUCCUGGCAGGCUUGUGUGGAACACGCUCCAUGCAUGUGAGAAGCUUCAGGCUUCUUUAUUCUCCCAACAGUAGUGUAAGGCAGCAUAAUUCCUAAGCUGAGCAGCUGGCUUGAAUGGAACACCCUCCCUGCGCAUGAGAAGCUUCAGGCUUCCAGAUACUCGCAACACCUUGCUGAGGCAGCAUCACCUCUAAUCUGUGGAACACCCUCCCUGCACAUGAGAAGCUUCAGGCUUCCAGAUACUCGCAACACCUUGCUGAGGCAGCAUCACCUCUAAUCUGUGGAACAUGCUCCAUGCAUGUGGGAAGCUUCAGGCUUCUUUAUUCUCCCAACAGGCAGCAUAAUUCCUAAGCUGAGCGGCUGGCUUGAAUGGAACACCCUCCCUGCACAUGAGAAGCUUCAGGCUUCUAGAUACCCGCAACACCUUUCUGAGGCAGCAUAAUCUCUAGUUUUCUGGCAGGCUUGUACAGAACAUGCUUCAUGCGUGUGGGAAGCUUCAGGCUUCUUUAUUCUUUCAACAGAAGAAAGAGUUCUCUUUAUAUUCUCUCAAGUUUGUUUUCGUGGGUUAUCUCUUAUAUUUGUGAACCGCCUAGAGCUAUCUGGAUGCGGUGGUAUAGAAACUUAAUGAAAGAAUGAAUAAAUAAAAGCUGUGGGAGGCAGCAUAAGCUCUAAGAUGGUGGCUGGCUUGCAUGCAGGUUAGAAGCACCACGCUUCUUCAUAAUUCUGCCCCCUUUACCGGGAAGCAUACUCUCCAAUUUAGUGGCUGCCUUUAAUUGAACAUGCUUUAUGCGUGUUCUAUUUUAUUCCCUCAACAUUGCUUCGAGGAAAAUUUAGCAAGAAGAAACAGAGUGGCCCCAUGUGUCCCAAUGAAUUUGGUACCUGAGUGCUGCUUUUGGGCCAUUUUCUUCUUCCAAGAGGCCUGCCUGGCAGAAUUCACAAAAGGAGGCAACAACACACAAGGAAGUAAGAAAAGAGUAUCAAGGAAGAACUAAAAGAGGAUCCAGCCACACACAAAUCAAGAAGGAAUUAAAAGAGCCAAUGACAAGGCACAAGAAAGCCAAAUCAAGGGCUAUGUACCUCACCGCCCAGAAUGCUCUGUCAAUCCAGGGGCCAUCAGUAGGAAUCUUUGUCUUCUUUGUUUUCCCAACAGCUGUGGAAGGCAGCAUGAUCUCGAAUUCUGUGGCUGGCUGGAAUGGAACACGCUUCAGGCAUGUUAGAAGCUUUAGGCUUCUUCAUUCUCCCAACAGCCUUGUCACGCUGGACUGCCUUGAACAGGACAGCAACCCUUUGUGGCAUAUUAGACCAGAAGAAACAGAGUUGGUGCCAAUUUGCAAUGGCCUCCAUGCUGGAGUGGCGAUUUUGGAACGUUUUCUCCUCCCAAGAGGCCUGUGUGGGAGGCAGCAUCUGAAUGCGGGGAGGAGGAGGAGGAGGAGGAAGGCCACCCCAAAGGCCUGAGAACACGUGAAGCCAGUGUAGUCCCAGCACCUUACCUGGGUGGGACUUGGCCUGGAUUGCAAACGUACCACUGCAUAGCUUGCAUUCCUCUGGAACAGCCCAAGGAGGACUGUGAGGAAGACACAUUCUCCAUCUGCAUCGCCCCGGAGUUCUGCAGAGCUUCAAGGAAUCUGGCAGCUGUUCAUAACCAGAAAAAGGAAGGGUGUGGCUGUCGUCACAGACAGCUGCAAUACAUCUGAUAGGCCUUCUUUAACUCUGCAUGUUUUCUGCUUUGUUUGGAGCAAAACCAUAUCUCACAGCAGCACGGGACCUCACCAGGCUGCAGCUCCUGAAUAACAUCUCAGAAACUCAAGUGACAGUGAGACCAGCGGCUUGUGAACAAUGUACUGAAGAUAAGGACCUGUGGAAGGCCCCCGCAAUGGCUCGUCUUGGCGUGUUACGGAAGGCCUGUCCCCUCCGGUCUCUGUGGACCCUCAGCCUCGCUCCUGCCAGACCCUUCAGCACGUGUCACCUGGCAGCAGCAGCUCAGAAUUUUUCUGAUUAUAAGUCCAUACGAGAACAGUAUAAGCCGGAAGUGCCAGAGUACUUCAACUUUGCAAAAGACGUGGUGGACAUGUGGGCCAAGGCAGAGAAGGAAGGGAGACGGCCUGCAAACCCAGCUCUGUGGUGGGUCGGUGACCAAGCCGAUGAAGUGAAAUGGAGCUUUGAGGAGCUGGCACGUGAGUCCAAGAAAGCCGCUGUUGUGCUUUCUGAACAAUGUGGCUUGCAGCAGGGCGAUCGUGUUAUAGUGAUCCUCUCGCGGAUUCCAGAAUGGUGGCUCUUGAACGUGGCUUGUAUACGAACAGGAACGGUCCUCAUUCCCGGGACCACACAGCUGACAGCAAAAGACAUCCUCCACAGAGUGCAGACAUCAAGGGCCAAAUGUAUCAUUACUGACCAGGUUUUGGCCCCAGCUGUAGAUACAAUCGCUUCAAAAUGCCAGUCUUUGGAAUCCAAAUUACUUGUGUCGAAAGAGGACAAGGAAGGCUGGGUAAACUUCAGCAGCUUGUUGAACUUGGCUCAUGCGGAUCACAGCUGUGUGGCCACCAGGAGCCACGAUCCAAUGUCUGUCUAUUUCACCAGUGGAACUACAGGUGCUCCAAAAAUGACUGAGCAUUCCCAUUGCAGCCAUGGAAUCGGACUGGGCAUCAACGGAAGGUAUUGGCUUGAUUUGACCCCCUCGGAUGUAAUUUGGAACACUUCAGACACAGGCUGGGCGAAAUCGGCGUGGAGUAGCGUAUUUGCCCCAUGGAUCCAGGGGGCGUGUGUGUUUGUGCAUGAGCUGCCACGCUUUGAGGCCACACCUGUCCUGGAAACUUUGUCCAGGUUUCCCAUAACAACUUUCUGUUCUGCUCCAACUGCUUAUCGGAUGCUUAUCCAUCAGGAUUUCACCAGUUAUACAUUCUGCAGUCUGAAGCACUGUGUGACUGCAGGGGAACCCAUGAACCCGGAAGUGAUAGAGCAAUGGAAAACCAAAACAGGGCUGGAUAUCUACGAAGGCUACGGGCAGACCGAAACGCUGCUCUUUCCUUCCCCUUCCUCUUUGGAGCAGGUGCUGGUUUGUGGGACUUUCAAGGGGAUGAAGAUUAAGCCAGGAUCAAUGGGGAAGCCUUCUCCAGCCUAUGACACUCAGAUAAUAGAUGAGGACGCCAAUAUCUUGCCUCCCGGGAAAGAAGGAGAUAUUGCUAUCCGAGUAAAACCUACACGGCCAUUCUGUCUUUUCACUCAAUACACGGGUGACCCAGAGAAAACAGCUUCAACCUUGCGUGGCAGUUUCUAUCUCACUGGGGACAGAGGGAUCAAGGAUGAAGAUGGCUACUUCUGGUUUGUAGGAAGAGGCGAUGAUGUCAUCAAUUCCGCCGGGUACCGCAUUGGGCCCUUUGAAGUGGAAAGUGCAUUGAUAGAACAUCCCGCCGUAGUCGAAUCGGCUGUUGUCAGCAGCCCCGAUCCCCUCCGAGGCGAGGUUGUGAAAGCCUUUGUCGUUUUGGCAUCUGAUUAUGUUUCCCAUGACCCAGAAGCACUGGUUGAGGAGCUCCAGGACCAUGUCAAGAAGGUCACUGCCCCCUACAAGUAUCCGAGAAAGGUGGAGUUUGUGCCCCAUUUACCAAAGACCGUCAGUGGGAAAAUCCGACGCAAUGAAUUGCGCAAGAAGGAAUGGGAGGAAGCUUAAAACGAUCUGCCGGUUUACUUCCAAGGAGCUUGCUUUAAGAACAGCAGCUGUAGAAUGCUUUGCCGUGAUUUGGGCCUCCGUUGGAAACAUUUAGCCUUCUGGUUCUUCGACCACACUUGCACAGAGGAGGGGUCACUUUUCGCAUUUCUGUAGAUUGUUUUAAGUUGACAGAACGGUUUAAGAUGCCAGCAGGUAUACAGUAUGAAUCUGAACUUCUGAAAAGUAGCGGGUUGAGAGGCACAACUUUAUCAUUG